Molecule: messenger RNA, 4631 nt
Organism: Acomys russatus (golden spiny mouse)
Lineage: Eukaryota; Metazoa; Chordata; Mammalia; Rodentia; Muridae
Gene: Prdm11
Product: PR/SET domain 11
Exons: 8
Coding region: 376-3975 (1199 amino acids)
Biological process (GO): regulation of transcription by RNA polymerase II
Cellular component (GO): nucleus
Molecular function (GO): RNA polymerase II cis-regulatory region sequence-specific DNA binding; protein binding; DNA-binding transcription factor activity, RNA polymerase II-specific
Source: RefSeq, a predicted model, not a curated record
AUCUCCCUGCUGUAUCCUCACAGGCAGAGAGCCCCAUGUCACGUUCCCUAUGAGGUCACCUGACCCUAAAUACCGUAUCCAGUCUUUGCCUCAUCUCCAUAUAGUCACAGUGGGAUUUGGGACUUGACAGUAGCAAAUGAUUCAGCCCCUAACACCUGACCCAUGGCUGCACAGCCUGUCACUGACACUUGAACUUGGCUCUCCAGAGUGCGGGUUGCUCCUAAACGCAGUGCUUGCGAGACUCCUGCUCUUGCAACUGCAUCCCGGUCAGCCUGCGUGACCUUGGGCCAGUCCCUUUUCAGCCUUCAGACUUCGGCACCCCCUUUCUCCGCGGGUGCCUGGGGAACUAUCGCCCGGGCCUGGAGGUGGAGCAAAAUGCGGCGAUCGCACCCGGGACGGUGCAGGUGGCGCAGGGCGCGGGCUGCGGUGGCCGAGGACAGAAUGACUGAGAACAUGAAGGAGUGCUUGGCCCACACCAAGGCGGCUGUAGGGGACAUGGUGACAGUAGUGAAGACAGAGGUCUGCUCACCACUCCGGGACCAGGAGUAUGGCCAGCCCUGCUCUCGGAGACCCGAGCCCUCUUCCAUGGGAGUUGAGCCCAAGAAGUUGAAGGGAAAGCGUGACCUCAUUGUGACCAAAAGCUUCCAGCAAGUAGACUUCUGGUUCUGUGAGUCCUGCCAAGAGUACUUCGUGGAUGAGUGCCCGAACCACGGUCCCCCCGUGUUUGUGUCUGACACGCCAGUGCCUGUGGGCAUCCCAGAUCGGGCAGCCCUCACCAUUCCACAGGGCAUGGAGGUGGUAAAGGAAGCCAGCGGGGAGAGCGACGUGCAGUGUAUAAACGAGGUCAUCCCCAAAGGCCACAUCUUCGGCCCCUAUGAGGGGCAGAUUUCUACCCAGGACAAGUCAGCUGGCUUCUUCUCGUGGCUGAUCGUGGACAAGAACAACCGCUACAAGUCCAUAGAUGGGUCGGAUGAGACCAAGGCCAACUGGAUGAGGUACGUGGUCAUUUCCCGGGAGGAGAGGGAGCAGAACCUCCUGGCAUUCCAGCACAGCGAGCGCAUCUACUUCCGGGCAUGCCGAGACAUCCGGCCUGGAGAACGGCUGCGGGUCUGGUACAGCGAGGACUACAUGAAGCGCCUGCACAGCAUGUCCCAGGAAACCAUCCACCGCAACCUGGCCCGUGGAGAGAAGAGGUUGCAGAAGGAGAAAGCUGAGCAAGCCCUGGAUAACCCAGAAGACUUAAGGGGUCCCACUCAGUUCCCUGUGUUGAAGCAGGGCAGAAGUCCCUACAAGCGCAGCUUCGAUGAGGGAGACAUGCACCCUCAGGCCAAAAAGAAGAAGAUAGACCUCAUCUUCAAGGAUGUACUGGAAGCCUCCCUUGAGUCUGCUAACGUGGAAUCCCGCCAGCUGGCCCUGAGCACCUCUCUGGUCAUCCGGAAAGUCCCUAAGUACCAAGACGAUGACUAUGGUCGGAAUACAACUGCCAUGUCACAGGGCAUACAGAACAUCCACAGGACCCAAGGGGAAGGGGACUGGAAGGUCCCCCAAAAGGUGGCCAAGGAACUCGGCCCAUUGGAGGACGAGGAAGAGGAUCCUACAUCAUUCAAGGCAGACAGUCCCGCUGAGGCGUCUCUGGCAUCUGACCCCCAUGAGCUGCCCACCACCUCCUUUUGCCCUAACUGCAUUCGCCUGAAGAAGAAAGUGCGGGAAUUGCAGGCAGAGCUAGAUAUGCUUAAGUCCGGAAAGCUGCCCGAGCCCCCCAUUCUGCCACCGCAGGUACUGGAGCUCCCCGAGUUCUCAGAUCCUGCAGCCUCAGAGAGCAUGGUCUCCGGCCCCGCCAUCAUGGAAGAUGAUGACCAGGAAGUAGAUUCUGCAGAUGAGUCUGUCUCCAAUGAUGUGAUGACGGCAACCGACGAACCCUCCAAGAUGUCCUCCGCCACGGGACGCCGCAUCCGGCGCUUCAAACAGGAGUGGCUGAAGAAAUUCUGGUUCCUACGGUACUCCCCGACCCUCAACGAGAUGUGGUGCCACGUGUGCCGCCAGUACACGGUGCAGUCCUCACGCACAUCUGCCUUCAUCAUCGGCUCCAAGCAGUUUAAGAUCCACACCAUCAAGCUGCACAGCCAGAGCAACCUGCACAAGAAGUGCCUACAGCUGUACAAGCUGCGCAUGCACCCGGAGAAGACGGAGGAGAUGUGCCGUAACAUGACCCUGCUCUUCAACACUGCCUACCACCUGGCACUGGAGGGCAGGCCUUACCUGGACUUCCGGCCGCUGGCAGAGUUGCUGCGUAAGUGUGAGCUCAAGGUUGUGGACCAGUACAUGAACGAGGGAGACUGCCAGAUCCUCAUCCAUCACAUCGCCCGGGCACUAAGGGAGGACCUGGUAGAGCGCAUCCGUCAGUCACCCUGCCUCAGCAUCAUCCUGGAUGGGCAGAGUGACGACCUUCUGGCUGACACGGUGGCCGUCUACGUGCAGUAUACCAGCAGCGACGGGCCUCCGGCCACAGAAUUCCUAUCCCUUCAGGAGCUAGGCUUCUCCAGCACGGAAAGCUAUCUCCAGGCGCUCGACCGGGCCUUUGCUGCCCUGGGCAUCCGCUUACAGGAUGAGAAGCCGACGGUGGGCCUGGGAGUGGAUGGAGCCAACAUCACCGCCAGCUUGCGCGCCAGUAUGUUCAUGACCAUCCGCAAGACGCUGCCCUGGCUGCUGUGCUUGCCCUUCAUGGUGCAUCGGCCCCACCUGGAGAUCCUGGAUGCCAUCAGUGGGAAGGAGCUGCCCUGCCUGGAGGAGCUGGAGAACAACUUGAAGCAGCUCCUCAGCUUCUACCGCUACUCGCCCCGCCUCAUGUGUGAGCUGCGCUCCACGGCCUCCACCCUGUGCGAGGAGACUGAGUUCCUGGGGGACAUCCGUGCCGUGAGGUGGAUCAUCGGUGAGCAGAAUGUCCUGAACGCCCUCAUCAAGGACUACUUGGAAGUGGUGGCCCACCUCAAGGACGUCAGCAGCCAGACACAGCGGGCAGACGCUUCAGCCAUCGCCCUGGCCCUGCUGCAGUUCCUCAUGGACUACCAGUCCAUCAAGCUCAUUUACUUCCUGCUAGAUGUCAUUGCCGUGCUCUCACGCCUGGCCUACAUCUUCCAGGGUGAGUAUCUCUUGGUGUCACAGGUAGACGACAAGAUCGAGGAGGCGAUCCAGGAGAUCAGCCGGCUUGCGGACUCCCCUGGGGAGUACCUGCAGGAAUUCGAGGAGAAUUUCCGAGAGAGCUUCAAUGGGAUUGCCGUGAAGAAUCUCAGGGUGGCCGAGGCCAAGUUCCAGUCUAUCAGGGAGAAGAUCUGCCAGAAGACACAGGUCAUUCUGGCGCAGAGGUUCGAUUCCCGCAGCCGGGGCUUUGUGAAGGCCUGCCAAGUGUUCGACCUAGCUGCCUGGCCCAGGAACAGUGAGGAGCUCCUGAGCUUCGGCAAGGAGGACAUGGUUCAGAUCUUCGACCACCUGGAAGCCAUUCCUACCUUCUCCCGGGAUGUGUGCCAUGAAGGGAUAGACCCCCGGGGCAGCCUGCUGAUGGAGUGGAGAGACCUCAAGGCUGAUUACUACACCAAAAAUGGCUUCAAAGACCUCAUCAGCCACAUCUGCAAGUACAAGCAAAGGUUUCCGCUCUUGAACAAGAUCAUUCAGGUCCUUAAAGUCCUCCCCACCUCCACUGCCUGCUGUGAGAAAGGCCGCAGCGCCCUCCAGCGGGUCCGCAAAAACCACCGUUCCCGCCUGACCCUGGAGCAGCUCAGUGACCUGUUGACAAUUGCUGUGAAUGGACCGCCCAUCUCCAACUUCGAUGCCAAGAGAGCCCUGGAUAGCUGGUUUGAGGAGAAGUCCGGCAACAGCUACACAUUAUCAGCCGAGGUCCUCAGUAGGAUGUCUGCCCUGGAGCAGAAGCCCAUACUACAGGCUGUGGACCACAGCUCUGAGUUCUACCCAGACAUGUAGGGAGCCUGCGCUGCAGAGGUUACAAAGCCGGUGAAUAUUUUUUUAAUCCAUACUCAUAAGCUUUGAUAUAUUAUAUAAAUAUAAAUAUAUAUUAUAUUAUAUUAUAUAUAUAUGUAAACCCACACUGAAAUUUUUUUAAAAACUAAGGUGAUGUGUCCACCGGAAGCUACUGGCAGCUUUCAGAGAGGAGCAGUGUCGGCAACUGACUCUGGUCUCUGCACUUGGCAGCUGCAGCCUACGAGGCAACUCAUCUUCACUCACAUGAGCGUGUUUGGGGGGGCAUGUGUGUUCCCACCCGACAGUUGAAAGCAGCAUAAGCUAAGUGACGAUUCUCUUCGUCACUCAUAGUCACUUGCUCUGUCUCUGUUCUCAUGUAUUGGUGGAGGGGCUGGGGGCUGGGUGAUGCUCUUGCCUUCUCCUUUUGGGUAUGCUUCUACAACUGGGAGCUUUAUGGUCUCCUCAUUGGCAUUCUGGUCCAGAUACAUGGUGUCCGGGUUUCCAUGGGAUGAGUUGGAUUUCUGGAUUGGAUUAUCUGGUCUUUCUCCCCUCUCCUGACUUCAGCUUGGGAGAUAUGUCUCUGUUCAUUUACUGAUUGAUUCCUUCACUUGUUCCACCAACAAAUGCAUCGGUCUCCCUAACUGUGAACCCACCGCACU